AUGGCACUGUUGAUUAUGUUUAUUAUGUACAUGUGCCGGAUCAAUUUGAGUAUAGCCAUAGUGGCCAUGUCCAAAUUUAAUAACUCAUCAAGCAACAACACCAACAACAAUGAUCAUAGUAGCGAUGCUUGCAAUAUAUUUAAUGAACAUGGUCAUAUUGAUAAUAAUAAUCAACAACAACAACAAAAUCAUCAUGGUGAAUUUGAUUGGUCGGAAUCAACACAGAGUCAAAUAUUGGGCGCAUUUUUCUACGGCUAUCUAGUGUUUCAAAUAGUUGGCGGACGACUGGCCGAACUGUUUGGCGCCAAAUGGUUGUGCGCUGCAGGUAUGGCAGUGUCGCUGAUGAUCAACGCCAUGACACCAUUGAUAGCCCGAACCCAAAUCUAUUGGCUACUAGUGGCCAGUCGUGUAGUGCUCGGUAUGUUUCAGGCAUUUAUACUUCCAUCAUUGUAUGCACUGUGUUCUAAAUGGGCGCCCGAUCACGAGCGCAGUACUUUCCUGGCGGUUACAUGCAUAGGCGGCCAUUUGGGUACAGUUACCACAAAUGCAUUAUCCGGUUAUUUAGCUGAACACGGGUUUGCCGGUGGAUGGCCAUCGAUUUUCUAUGUAUCGGCAAUCAUAUGCAGCGUAUGGCUACUGGUUUGGUCAUUGUUUAUCACUAGCGAACCAACUAGUCAUCCAUGUAUUACUCAGCGAGAGCUUCUGUACAUUGAAUCAAAUAUCGGUGCUAAUGUUUAUGUAGUGUUGACAAUCAGUAUGCUAUUAAGUGGAUUAGUUGCCGAUUUUAUUGAACGCCGAAAAUUAAUUAGUAAAACAUUUUCAAGAAAAUUAUUUGAAUCAUUUGCUACCAUAGGAUCGGCAAUAUGUUUGGCAGCCAUACCAUGGGCUCAAUAUAUGACCAACAAUUUUACGGCCACUGUGUUUGCCAUCGCCAACACCAUAGCGUUUACAUGCGGUUUCAUAACACCGCUGGUCAUCGGCUACAUAGUCGAGGCCAGUCCCGACCAACGACCCCGUCGGCAAUGGAGUUAUAUAUUCUAUAUAUCGGCCGCCAUCAGUGUUUUGGGUGGUAUUGUUUUCCUGGUGUUUGGAUCGGCCGAUCGGCAACCAUGGGAUAGGGAUGAUGUAGUGGUGGUGGUGAUGGACGAUGAGGAGGGGUCAGUAGUAGAGGACAGGGAGGUAGUAGAAGUCAUAGAUAAUAACAAUGUAACCAAACUUUGA
Oppia nitens is the source of this 1221-nucleotide messenger RNA. RefSeq names its product putative inorganic phosphate cotransporter. The record is from RefSeq and is a predicted model, not a curated record. Gene Ontology annotation, biological process: transmembrane transport; monoatomic anion transport. The coding region runs from base 1 to 1221 and encodes 406 amino acids. Lineage: Eukaryota; Metazoa; Arthropoda; Arachnida; Sarcoptiformes; Oppiidae. Gene Ontology annotation, molecular function: transmembrane transporter activity. The transcript is spliced from 7 exons.